AUGUCUGCAUCUAACAGUAUCCAAGGACUGGGCCUUGCGCCGAGGUCGGGAACUACUCUGACUGUUCUCGGGUGUGGAAAUCUCGGGGUUGCUAUUUUAUCAGGCGUGCUCGCAUCGCUGGCCGAGGCGAAAAAGACUGAUUCGCGCUUCUUCCCAGGGUGUGGCACGGCGACCCCUCCUGAAGAGGUUUCCCCCCACCAAAUCCCCUCACGAUUCUUUGCUUGCGUGAGACGCCCGGAGUCUGCGCUUCGCAUCCAAAAAACACUCAAGCAGUUCACUCAACCUCUCACAAUCCUCCAAAAUGACAACAUUCGCGGAGUGCAAGAGGCCGACGUCAUCAUCCUCGGCUGCAAACCGUUUAUGCUCAAGGAGGUCUUGGACGUUCCAGGCAUGCGGGAAGCUCUCAAGGGGAAGCUGCUUAUUAGCAUCCUAGCCGGAGUCACUGCUGAGCAGAUCGAAGAUACUCUCUACGGUGGCACCGACACUCCAGACGGCGACAGGUGCCGUGUUGUACGUGCAAUGCCUAACACCGCCGCGAUCGUCAGGGAAUCAAUGACGGUUAUCGGCGAGAGCACUCCUCCCCUUCCCCCGAACUGGGAGACGUUGGUGAACUGGAUCUUUUCGCGUAUCGGGCGCGUGGUGACUCUUCCUGCCUCCAAAAUGGAUGCUAGCACAUCCAUCGCUGGUUCUGGACCGGCCUUUGCGGCCCUGGUUCUUGAGGCUCUCGCCGAUGGUGGCGUGGCUAUGGGCUUACCCCGGGCAGAAGCCCAGGUGAUGGCUACUCAAGUUUUACGCGGAACAGCCAGUAUGGUCCAAAAUGGAGAUCACCCUGCUCUCAUUCGCGAGAAGGUUAGCACUCCUGGUGGAUGUACGAUUGGUGGGCUGAUGGUGCUUGAGGAAGCGGGCGUCAGGGGUAAAAUUUCCAAGGCCGUCCGAGAAGCUACAGCCAUUGCGAGUGGGUUGGGACAGACGCAGAAGGCCAACGGGACGAAAUAA
Messenger RNA from Coccidioides posadasii C735 delta SOWgp, 996 nucleotides. RefSeq names its product delta 1-pyrroline-5-carboxylate reductase (gene PRO3). Gene Ontology annotation, biological process: L-proline biosynthetic process. The record is from RefSeq and is a predicted model, not a curated record. NCBI's taxonomy places the organism in Eukaryota, Fungi, Ascomycota, Eurotiomycetes, Onygenales, Onygenaceae. Gene Ontology annotation, molecular function: pyrroline-5-carboxylate reductase activity.